GUAAAAAUUAUCUAAAGUCCAGUGAUCUUAAGUUUAUCAUCCAAGUUCAUGAACCUGCACUUCUAUAAAUACCCCCAUCCUCUUUCCCUUCCAACUUCGAAUAUUCAAUUCAGAACCUUCCCAUUUUAAAUUUUCUUAUCUAUAUCUCUUCUCUCUACACGGCACAACAUAAUAGACACCGCAUGAACACAAACGAACCCCAAUUACAUAAGACGGAAACAUAUUACGGUUACGAAAUGUAUCAACAGAGUACCUAUGAGUCCGAUUUGGCCCUGUUGGACUCCAUUCGCCGCCACUUACUCGGCGAUUCCGACGUAUGCAGAUUCGGAGCGCCGUCUGUUAAUUCGGGUAACACUCCAAUUUACUGUCGGAGCUCCAGCUUCAGCAACUUGUACCCAUGCUUGAGUGAAAAUUGGGGUGAACUUCCACUUAAGGAAGACGAUUCAGAGGACAUGUUACUUUACGGUGUGCUUCGCGACGCCGUCAACGUUGGCUGGGUCCCAUCUCUCGACGCUGGGUCGCCGGAGAGUUUCUCGUCGGGUUUUUUGCCGGUGGAGACAGUUAAAUCAGAACCGGACCUUUCUCCGGCGCCGGAACCCGUCUUUGUCUCCCCGGUGAUUCCUCAAGAGAAGGCUGCGCCGGCGGCGGUUCCGGCUAAAGGGAAACAUUACCGCGGCGUACGGCAACGGCCGUGGGGCAAAUUCGCGGCUGAGAUCCGUGACCCGGCUAAGAAUGGCGCUCGGGUUUGGCUCGGAACAUUCGAAACGGCCGAGGACGCCGCGCUGGCUUAUGACCGAGCCGCGUACCGAAUGCGCGGCUCGCGGGCUCUAUUGAACUUUCCGCUUCGGGUCAAUUCGGGCGAACCUGACCCGGUUCGUGUGACGUCGAAGCGGUCAUCGCCGGAGCCUUCGUCGUCGUCGGAGAGUGUGUCGUCGGUGAAGCGUAGAAAGAAAAUGGUGGGGGCAACGGUGAUGGGUCAAGUUGGAUUGAAAACGGGGCAAGUGGGAAGUCAAGUGGCACAGUGUACACGUGGAGAACAGUUAUUGGUCAGCUAAUGCGUAGUGCUGACGUGGAAUGCAUGGUGCUUGUACGCUUUAUAAAAUCCACUUGUUGUUAUCUGAUUCUGGGAUGCGUGUGGUAGUGGCUCUGUGCCACUCUCCCAUUAAUUUUUGGAAGCUGUUACAAAAAUAAUACACCCAAAAGAAAAGAGAGGACAAUGCCACAGUGGAAAAUUGGAUUGAGAUGGGGACUCAAGUGGGAGUGAUUAUCCAAAAACAAAAACAAUUGGGAAAAAGUAAUUACGGGUCCAUGUUUUGUGAAUACAAGAUUUGUUAUUUUUUGGCUCAACAUUUAUGAAUUUGUGAAUUGGAUUGCAUGAACCAUGCACUCGUUAUCCCCCACUCCACUUGCGCUUCCAAAUAUUUCAAAUAUAAGCCGAUUUUAAAUUCAAAACUCCUUCCUUAGGUGAUGAAAUUGACAUUAACAUUUUAGAAUUUGCAUCUAGAAAAUUAAUGACAAAGCUAACGUAAUUUAAAGCCUUGGACACCUUUUGAAAGCAAACAUGUUAAUUUUACUUUGCCAGUCAAUCCAGGCUAAGGUAGCUUUCAAACCAUAGAACCGUGGUGUCUUCUUUAUUGGACUAAAUGAAAAAAUAAUUUCAAAAUUGAUCUUGCCAUAUAAUGACACCAAAGCCUGCUAAUUUAACUAAGUGAUUGGGCCACUUGAAACUAAACAAACGACCUCCAGACAUAUUCUAUAUUUCAACAAAAACAAAUAUACACUCUAUAUCACUUAGGCCCAAUUAUCAAGCGUACACUUUUACGGGGCUCCAAGCUUUUUAAUAUAUUUAAGAAGAUCCAUCAAUGAUAAAUAAAAAAUAAAAAUCAACCAAUGAAAAAAAAAUACCUAUAAGAUCCAUCGCGUCCGUAUUUUAGAUUUUAUAUUUUAAAUAGAUUUGAUGUCCUCAUGUUGUUAUUAAUUUUAAUAUAAAGGCACCGAAAAUUCAUAUUAAAUCUAUUGGCUGUGGCAGAAUUGAAAUUCAGUUUAUUUUUGUUUAAAAAAUAAUAAAUUAUUUAAACAAAAAUGAAAUAAAUGAAGACAACAAAUUAUACAAAAUUUGUUUAAGCUUUGUUUGAGAAUAUAUUUUUUAGAGAAAAAAAGGAAUUGAAAGAUUUAUAUAAUGUUUAGCUAUAUUUAGAAAUAAGGCUUUAGAUAAAAAGAUAAAAAUUUAUAAACUUUGAAAAAUCUUUUUAAUUUCAUGUUUAUAAGUUCUUUCAAUUUAAUGGUUUAAGGUUAACUUUCCUUUCUUUUUUCUUUCUAUUCAAA
Messenger RNA from Abrus precatorius (Indian licorice), 2325 nucleotides. Its product is annotated as ethylene-responsive transcription factor 2-like. The coding region runs from base 183 to 1055 and encodes 290 amino acids. Gene Ontology annotation, biological process: regulation of DNA-templated transcription; ethylene-activated signaling pathway. The transcript has a single exon. Gene Ontology annotation, molecular function: DNA binding; DNA-binding transcription factor activity. NCBI's taxonomy places the organism in Eukaryota, Viridiplantae, Streptophyta, Magnoliopsida, Fabales, Fabaceae. The record is from RefSeq and is a predicted model, not a curated record.